Molecule: messenger RNA, 681 nt
Organism: Hypomesus transpacificus
Lineage: Eukaryota; Metazoa; Chordata; Actinopteri; Osmeriformes; Osmeridae
Gene: tmem141
Product: transmembrane protein 141
Exons: 5
Coding region: 143-538 (131 amino acids)
Source: RefSeq, a predicted model, not a curated record
UCUUCUUCGUGCUUUCCUCCAACCGUACACGGAAGUUGCAUGUUAAGUAACAACAAUGAUGAGCAUUCUGACUUUAAGGCACGGGUUUAAGUCAUUAGAGGUUAGAAACUAAGCGACUUUAUCGCAACUUGUCGCACACAAGAUGGUCAACAUUGGGCUUACGAAGGUUGACGAUGCCAUCGCAGCAAAACAUCCGGGUUUACAGCAGUAUGCUGCCUGCCAGUCACACGCCUUCAUGAAAGGGAUCGGGACCUUCAUGUUAGGCACCGCGGGGCUGUUCCUGCUGCAGGGACUGGUUCAGAAGAAGCUUCCUUAUCCCCUGCAGUGGAACCUGCUUGUCUCUAUAGGUGCCUCGUCUGUAGGGAGUUACUCUGUGACGCGCUGGGAGACGAAGCGAUGCACCGACCACUGGAUCCUGACUGAGAGGGGCACGCUACCGGACACAACACCACAGACUGUAGCGGCCAGGCCAGAGGCCAGUGAGGCCGGGGAGGCUGCGGGGCCCAGGAAGACUCGGUACGGGGACACGAUGGAGUGAUGACCACGCACCACGACCGCAGCACUCAACAUGAACAAACACUUUUAUUUAUUCUGACUUUGUUGUGGUUUCAGGAUGCUCUCCUGACACACACAGACACACACACACAGACAGACACACACAGACACACACAGACAGACACA